Messenger RNA from Ustilago hordei, 2631 nucleotides. RefSeq lists its product as uncharacterized. The record is from RefSeq and is a predicted model, not a curated record. Gene Ontology annotation, biological process: regulation of DNA-templated transcription. Gene Ontology annotation, molecular function: zinc ion binding; DNA-binding transcription factor activity, RNA polymerase II-specific. The transcript has a single exon. Lineage: Eukaryota; Fungi; Basidiomycota; Ustilaginomycetes; Ustilaginales; Ustilaginaceae. Bases 1 to 2631 code for a protein of 876 amino acids.
AUGCAUCAGCUCGUGCCCGAACAACAGCUUCAGAUGGCCAACAUUCAUCGCUUUACUCCCUCCUGCUCGCGUUGUCGUCAGAAGAAGCUCAAAUGUGAUACCAACCUCCCAUGCAAUCAGUGCAUCGCCAAAGGCAUACAUGAUGAAUGCCGCAAAGACCCUAGGAUACCUCGUGGCAGAAAGCGACCUAAACUAGCAUCAGACUCUUCCGACAAGCCCGAAGAUGAGAUCGCAUCUCUUCGCAAGCGAGUCAAAGAGCUUGAGGAUAUCAUCGCUCGCAAAGGUCGACAAAGCUCGCAUUCACAGCCCCCUUCGCCUUCAGCCGGUUUUUUUCCUUCUGACAAGCCAUUGAAUUCGUCACGCAAGCUUGGCACAAGGUCGCGCGGCUCACACAAUACGGGCCCCUCCGAAGUCGGUGGCAGCGCAUCAAGAGACGCUUACAGUCCUCCUGGCCCUUCCACCGAAUCCAACGACGAGCAACCAGGCGAAACCGAGAACUCGCUCGUCACGCUCGAAAAGCUUGCUGCUUCCCAUCCUUGUGUCAGUGAACCAGGUCGCGGUAAAGCCGACAGCAAGCAGAUCAACAACCUUCUGCCGAGCCAGAUUGCACACCAUAGCCUGAACACCUACUAUCCCCAGCCAGCUCUCUUGCACGAACGCAUCGAGAUCCUCGUGCUUGCAAAAAAGCUGGUUCCGGACAAGGACAUCGUAGAUGCGCUCAUCCACAUAUUCAACCUUCGAUGUCACAAUCUGGUCGGAAGGAUCAUACACAUGAUUUCAUUCCGCAGAGACAUUGACUAUUUCAAUGACGCCACCAUUGAAGAGCUGUUGACCUCGCCACUCGACAUGUACGAUCUUUCCCGGUACCUUAUGGUGCUUCGUCUUGGCAUGCGCUUCUAUCCGUGGAAGGCUGGCAUGUUUAUCGACGACACUUCACCCGAGUUCAUUACAGUCAAUGCGCUCAAGAACCGAGGCGAUGAUAUUUCGCUGCAGUGGUUGAAUCUUGCCAAGCGCACUUUGGCUGCUCAUCGUACUUUCAGUCUUGGCUCGCUGACAGCUAUUCAGACGGCCUUGCUCAUGAUCUUGGAUGGACGCGAUUCUCCAAGCUAUCUGAGGAUGCUGUUGCGCAUUUCCAUUCAGACUGCGCUCGACACGCGGUUGCAUCGACUUGGAGAUGCGAUGCCGACGCUUAAGAAUCCGGACGAGGAUAUUGUGCGUCUCGAGACAGGUGUUCGUAUCUGGUGGUAUCUCGUGGUCAAAGAUUGGUGCUCGGCACAGCGCCAAGGUGCGUACACCAUCCAUCCCUCGCAGAUGACCACUCGUCGACCACUUCAUACCACAGACGCACGUCUCUCGCGAGGUCGCACUGACGAGGUUUCACACGAUGAAUACUGCGAGACUAGCUACACCCUGCGCCAGAUCCAACUCGCCAAUAUCAUCCGCGAAAGCAUCGACCUGCGCAACGAACAAAGCACCCUCGGCGGCGCAUACGAUCUCAUCUCGCCCAACAAUAAGAAGCUUUUGCACGUCAAGCUCGAGUCCUUCCUCAGCGAUCUACCUCCCUUUUACAGGCUGGAUAGCAGCGAGAUGCGGCCAGACGUGCUUGUUGUUCAGAGGUGUUUAUUGCAUCAACAGGCGUUUGAUAUUCUGCUCAAGCUCAAUCGGAAGAGUCUGUCGUCAUACAGCGAGGGAGCGACGUGUACCUUGUUAGCAGAGCAGAUAGUUUCCACGCAGAAGUUGUUAAGGAGUGUUUGUCCUGUCAUUGACGGGUUCUGGGUUAACUUUUUGCAUCUAUUUGGUGCGACGUUGACGUUGACCAUUUCAUUGUUGUUGCAUGAGGGCGUGGAUGCGGAAACGAGGGAGAGAAGGCGUGAUAAAGUCAAUCUGGCCUUGACGACAAUGCGUGAGACGCCGGGGUCGGAUCGUGGCAGUAGGACCAUCGAGAUUUUGCUUGCCGAGGAGCAAAAGCAGUGGGAUGCCGAACAGCAUCGUUGGGGAGAAAAAGCACAAAGGCGGCCACUUGAUCUGGCCUCGUUGACUCGUAGAAUUCUUGCUCACAGCUCUGAGCUCGGAGACGUUGCCACUCCUCUCUCCGAUCCAAGUGCAAACGGCAUCUCCGCCAGCACUCUCUGGGAUAAGACACCCGACGAGAGUGUGGUUCCGAGUUUUGCUUCUUCUUGGGGCAUCACUUGGAGCGAUCCUAUAGAUCCUACUGGGAUCAUUUCGAGUUUCAACUCACCGCUGGACUUUUCGACGAAUGGAGUAUACCCAGGAGAGCCAUAUAUGCAAGAUAGGAGGACAAGGCCAUAUCAGCAUUCCUUGAGACCUUGGGCUGAACCGUCUCCCCCCGACUCGCAACCACAGGGUGCAGCUGCGGGGCAGAACAGCUUAUGGGAUUGGGUUUUCAGUCAAGCUGCCUUGCUGGGGACUGUUGAACCUCCUACUGAAGGUCCUCCUGCGGCGGUGGUGGGAGGGAAAGGAGGAGGGGGAGGGGGAAGGGAAGUUUCUGUGUCCUCUCCGUUUCCAGCAGCAUCUAGUGGCGCAGAGGAGGCGCAUGGGAGGUUUACGGCAAACGUAGAAGCGGUGAUCGAUAGGAGAGCUAGACACUUGUAUCCUUCCAACAGACGAUAA